CUUACUGUCGGAAGUCUGAAGAAGUGAACCAACUACCGGGGCUCGAACUUUCGAGGAAAAUGCAACUAAAACACCAGAGGACAUGCGAGGCAAAUGGUAAAAACAUUUGGAAAUACACGAAGCUCUGAAUCCUGGAUUCCUGGACUUUAGAAAUCGGCAGCAGUUCCAACAAUGACCCUACUCUAAAAAAAAACUCCGUAAGAGAAAAAGGAAUAAAUGAUCUGCAGCGGCAGUGGUAAAAAAAACAAUGUAUAAGUCCUUAACCAAAGACUGCAUGAAGAGAACUCUAUAACAAUCUAUGCACAUCAAGAAGUUCAAUUGGAGAGGCUGAAACCAGACUUUCACCAUGUCUUGUGAUGCUGAGCAGCGGUUGAAGAGUCUGGAGAAGCUCUACCUGAGUGGAGUACAUAAGAGCAGUGGACAGGCAGUUAGUAUUGAGACACUACUGGAUGUAUUCCUGCUCUUAUAUAAUGAAUGCCACAACUCAACAAUCCGCAGGGAGAAGUCAGUUUCAGAUUUUCUUGAGUUUGCUCGCCCGAUUGCUCAGAAGAUCAAGUUGCUACGGUUACGCAGAGAUGACUUUGAAACACUGAAGGUCAUAGGUCGAGGUGCUUUUGGUGAGGUUGCCGUGGUGAGAUUAAAGAACACAGACAAAAUCUUCGCCAUGAAACUUCUCAACAAAUGGGAGAUGCUGAAGAGGGCUGAGACGGCCUGCUUUAUAGAAGAGAGAGAUGUUCUUGUGAAGGGAGACGAUAGAUGGAUAACUCAUCUUCAUUAUUCGUUCCAAGAUGAUGACUACUUGUAUUUCGUCAUGGAUUACUACAGUGGCGGUGACCUUUUGACUCUACUUAGUAAAUUUGAGGACCGCCUCCCAGAGGACAUGUCUCGCUUCUACAUCGCUGAGAUGGUCCUAGCCAUUGACUCAAUACAUCAAUUACACUAUGUGCAUCGAGACAUCAAACCUGACAAUGUCUUACUGGAUCAACAUGGUCACAUACGCCUCGCUGACUUUGGAUCAUGUCUCAAGAUGCAAGAUGAUGGCUCGGUGCAGUCAAAUGUUGCCGUGGGAACGCCUGAUUAUAUUUCACCUGAGAUUCUCAGGGCGAUGGAGGAUGGCAAAGGGAAGUAUGGGCCAGAGUGUGACUGGUGGUCCCUCGGUGUUUGUAUGUAUGAGAUGUUAUUUGGUGAGACACCAUUCUACGCAGAAUCACUUGUGGAAACCUACGGCAAGAUUAUGAACCAUAAAGAUCAGUUUGCCUUCCCGCCUGACAUUGAUGACGUGUCUGAAGAAGCCAUGGAUCUAAUCAGGAAGCUGAUAUGUCACGCUGAACAACGUCUUGGGAUUAAUGGUCUGGAAGACUUUAAGAAUCACCCUUUCUUUGCUGGCAUUGAUUGGGAAAACAUCAGAGAAAUGUCACCGCCGUACAAACCAGACGUAAAGAGUCCGACUGAUACAUCUAACUUUGAUGUAGAUGAGACGGAUCUGAAGCAAUCAGAGACAGUACCACCAAACACACACGCAGCCUUCACUGGCAACCAUCUUCCAUUUGUAGGAUUUUCAUUUACAAGGGAUAGUUGCUUAUCUGACUUGGGGUCACUGCUAGAAUCCAAAGAUGUAAUGAUAACUGACUCUACAGACAGCAUCACUGUGGAAGCUUAUGAGAGAAGAAUCAAAAGACUAGAAGCAGAGAAGAGUAGUCUCAGCAGUAAAUUAUCAGAUGCAACACGACAACUUCAAGACAGCAAUCGUUCAGCGCCAAGCUCAGGAAACAAUGAAGUCAAACAUCUUAAAGAUGAGAUCGAUUCAUUGAAUAAUAAAUUGAAAGAGGCCCAACUUACCAACAACCGCUUGGAGAAAGAUGUUCAAGAUGCUUUGGCAAUGAGGAAAGAUGAUGAAGAGAAGAACUCUAAAAUUAGGCAACUAGAAAAACAAUACAGGUCUUCAAAACAAGAGAAGGAAGAGUUACAACGAGAAGCCAUGACGUUACAAGAGACUAAUAAACAACUGAAUAAAGAAACGAAAGAGGCUGUGUCACAACGUAAACUAGCCAUGCAAGAAUUCGCUGAGAUCAAUGAAAUAAUGUCGGAGUUGAAGUCUCAGAAGACGAAGCUUACCCGGGACAUGAGAGACAAAGAAGCAGAGUGUGACGCCAUGAAUCAAAAAGUGGAAAUGCAGAGGUUGGAUCUCCGCAAGAAUGAUAAACGCUGUCAGGAGCUUGAGACACUACUUGAAGAGAGAGAAGCGGAGUUGAAUCGAGAGAAGAAAUUACGCCUUCAGAGUGAUCACUUUGCUAAGCAGCUGGAGGAGGAGGUAGAAAUGGUUAAGAAGCGUGGUCGUGUACAUCUGCAGUCAGCCGGUGCUCAUGACAUGAAGCAGCAAGAGUUGACUAAACUCAGAGCUGAGUUAGAGAGGCAGAAAGUCAUGUAUGAAGAAGGAUUAAGCAAAGAGAAAUCUAGACAUACCAUAGAGGUUAAGAGUCUUAAAGAAACGAUAUCAGAGCAUGAACGCCAGAUCCUCAAAGUGAAACAAGAAGUUAGUCAAUAUAAAGACAAGCUUGGGAAAGUAACGGACAGUUCACAAACGCAACAAGAUGAUUUAGACACAAUGAGGAGGAAACUUGAUCGGGAAAAGGCCGUGCUGGAUGAAGAGAAUAGGAAACUAGGAAUGGAGCUGGAUAAGGCAAUUUCUGAAUAUGAGAAGAAGUGUCGUGAAGUGAAGACUCUUGAAGAGCAAUUCAAGGAGAUGUCUGAUAAGGAUAAUGUAGCUCACUGGGAGGCACAGAUUGGAGAAAUUAUUCAAUGGGUGAGUGAUGAGAAGGAUGCAAGAGGAUACCUCCAGGCUUUAGCCAUCAAGAUGACCGAUGAAUUAGAAGGGGUCAAGAAAUCAGGAAUUGUUGGUGCAGCGCGGCAAAAGGAUUGGCAAUCGAGACGGUCUCAGAAGAUGGACAAGAUGGAAUUAUUGAAUCUUCAAUCGAGCCUUCAGAGUGAAGUACAGGCUAAGGAACAGAUCAAUAAGGAGUUGUCAAAGGUCAAGACGGACCAAGUGGCAACAGAGAGUAAAUUAAAAACAUCUGAAGCACAAAAUAAGGAGCUUUUAUUGAAGGUGGAAGCUUUGCAGAAUCAAGUCAAGGAAUUGGAACAGAAAAUGGAUGACUACAGCACUAAAUCUAUGGGGACUAAAGAGCCAUCGCAUCUCUCCUUCAUUGAGAAGUUUCUUAACACAGAUGUCAAAGAGUUUGACUUUGACUCGGAGGAUGGAAUACCUGAAUCCAAGGAAGAUAAAUAUGAAGACAACCACAAAGAUCAGGUUGACACAGCCACUUCUCCUAAACCAGUGGCCACAGUCACACCAGUAACACCCGUCCAACAACCCAAGCCAAAGGCUCAUAAAUUUGUUAUAUGCACGUUCAGUGUUCCACUGAAAUGUGCCCAUUGUACAUCCCUCAUGCUCGGCCGAAUCAGGCAGGGAAUGAGAUGCGAAGUGUGUCAGUACUCAUGUCACGUUGCUUGUUCAUCACAAGCUGCUCACGUGUGUCCAAUUCCGGCUGAUCAAAUUGCCAAACCUCUUGGCGUUGAUCCUAAUCGAGGUAUUGGAACAGCCUAUGAAGGAACACUGAAGAUCCCUAAGCCAGGAGGAGUACGAAAGGGCUGGAUGAGACAGUUUGCCGUAGUAUGUGACUUUAAACUCUUCUUGUUUGAUAUGUAUGAAGGAAAGAGUAAUCAGAGCAAUCUGGAACCAUCACACAUCAUUGAUAUGAGAGAUGAGGAAUUUCUAGUUAGUACAGUCAAAGAAUCGGAUGUAAUACACGCUGAUAAGAAGGAUGUACCCUGUAUCUUUAAGGUUGCCGCCUCUCAGCUCAACCCUCCUGGCAUCACAGCCCAGUUUCUCCUCCUAGCAUGCAGUGAACAUGAAAAGAAGAAAUGGGUCAAUGCCUUGAAUGAGCUGCAUAAGAUCCUACGUCGUAACAAGCGCCAGGAAGUACCGGUGUUUCUUGCUAAGGAGGUUUGCGAUCCUAGUAUGACUCUCAUCAAGAUGAGCCACUGUGCUGAUUUUCUUGAUUCUGAUAGAUUUGUGCUUGGGACGGAUGAAGGUUUAUUCUGUCUUCAACUGUCUAGUGGUAUCAUUGUACGGGUAGAUAGUAAGAAGAUAUUCCAGGUUGAGGUUAUGCCCACCGAACAGCUCAUCGUAGUCAUCUCAGGGAGAAGUCGUCAUUUGCGUCUCUUUCCGAUCCUGGCCUUGAAUCAAGAAGUAGCAACCAUCAAAGUAGAAGAACCCAAAGGUAGUACACUGUUUACCACUGGAACCAUCCGACAAGGGUCUACUAUGUGUAUGUGUGUUGCCAUGAAGCGUCAUGUCAUUGUUUAUGAAUUCAAUCGCACCAAACAACGCCAUAAGAAGGUUAAGGAACUAACACUUCCAGCUCCGUGCUCAUGUCUAGAGCUGUUUGAAGAAAGACUGUGUGCGGGAUACACAUCUGGUUUCGGACUCUUCAGCAUACAAGGAGAGGGACAGCAUAUACAGCCUUUGCUGAAUGUUGAAGAUCCUUCGCUAUCUUAUCUUCAGAAGACGCCAGUAGACGCACUGACAGCCGUUCAGAUCAGUAACAAAGAAUAUUUAUUGUGUUUCAUGACCGUUGGAGUGUAUGUAGAUUACCAUGGACGCAGGACAAGGAAACAAGAGUUAAUGUGGCCAGCAGUACCAACAGCUAUCUGUUUUAACUGCCCGCAUCUAGUGGUAUACAGUGAGGUAUCAGUGGAUAUGUUUGAUGUCCAUCAUAUGGAAUGGUUCCAGACGAUACCAAUCAAAGGGACGCGUCCAGUAAGCCGUGAUGGUAGCUUCAAUCUGUGUUACUUAACAGAUCUGCACACACCUAGACUCAUGUAUCUACAUAACAAUGAUAGAGAUAGUGAUGAUUUAGUUGUUCCUCGUGUGAGCAAACAGAGCAUCAAGAGAGACAAGGGAAGGUUUUCAUUCAAGAAUAGAGACGACAUCAAGAAGACGGAUCGCAAGUCAUUGAUUUCAGCCCCGUCAGAUUUCAACCAUAUUACCCAUAUGGGACCUGGAGAUGGGAAACAGAUCCUUAGAGACUUGCCAUCGAGGAAGAUUCCACUGCGAGAAGAGAAGCAAGGAGGGCGUGAUUUCAACCGAGUCCGUAGCAUGUUCCAACCCGGGGUCCCCGGUAUGAAGUCCGGAUCGCUGGGUCGAGAACGUCCCUCUUCAAUGAUCUCAUCAGCAGGUAGAGGAGGAGACGUCAACGGUGGAGGCGUCUUGCAGCCUGGCUCUGGAAUGUCAGGCGAGGGCAGCAUUCAUGAGGGAUCAGUACGCAGCUACAGCGACGAUUCACCACCUCUGUCGAGCCAUUCACCCAGGCAUUCAUUAGGUUCAAGCUCCAGUACUCCUCCUACGCCUCACAGGACAAGCCAGGUUGAUCCAGAUCAACUCUCUGGUGGGUCUGGAGGCUGGGACGGAGACGCUAAAGGAACAUCGUACUAAAUAAAUCAUCAACAACAACCUCUUUAUAUGGACUGGAAGCAAUCUGUCUCCUAAAACUGUAUCAUGUUUAGUCUCAUCCAAGUGUCUUACAGAAUGUUUCGGGUGGGUUGGCAUGAUGCAAUCUUGUGUCGUUAAAGCUGUGUUCAAGUUCGCGUAAGGAUCAAUGGUUAAAGUAAAGGUUUGCGGUAACACCAUGUAAUGAUUAUCUCUAAAUGAGUUGGGGUGGUUCUGAAAAGAACUGUUGGUUUCAACUCAACGCUUUAAUCAGUAGGCUCUGAUCGUCUUCUGGAGAUCAAUGGUUAACGAGUGGUUGUUCAGUGAUGUACGAAGGGCAUGCGCACAGAGGUUGAAGUGCGAACAACUCUUGUCAUAUAAACCAGGGCGACCAGCAAUUUUACGGCAGUAUCAUUUUUUAAUAAGUGGUCCACUCUGCGCUGUGCUAUGAAACUGUCCGUCGGUAACCAGCUAUGCGACCAUGGCCGGUAGGCUGGUUCUAAAUAGUCGACUAGCAUAGUCCAAACUUUGGUUGACUAGACAGUUUAAGCAAUGUAAGCCAAACUACGGUCAACUAUAGUCCUUGCGUGAACUUAGCCUCUACUUGAGUUUAUCUGCGAGCUGGAUCAAGAUCCGGAUGUGUCCAACACUCUACCUACUCCCUAAUGGGAUUAACUUGGGAUUAACACGGAUUAGUAGAAACCUGAGUCUUCUGAAGACAGUCUUUUGGUAUGGAUGUAUGGAAUGCUGGGAUUUUUCUAAUACCUUGGCUUGGGCUCCAUCACCGGAUUGGACUGCGCGCGCUGCGCACGUAGUGGAAACGCAGCUCGGCAUAUAUCAUGCAUUUUGGAGCAGCGUGUAUUUUGAACACGGUGCCUGGAGCCUGAGACAAGGUUUGAGAAAGGCCCCUAAUAUCUUCAGUCUAAUCCAAAGAGUCCAUCAAUAUAACGCAUAAGGCAAUGUUAUGUCAAAAUAGUGUUACUCACAAUGUGCAACUUAUUGAAGAUAGAAACAAUAUCUUUUAAAUGCAUGGCCCUCUGAGUACCAGACAAUGAAUUUGUACUUAAAGCAACAACUGGGCAUUUUGUUUUGUUAUAAAUAACCUUGAGAUGUGAAUGUACAUUGGUAAUAUUUAAAUAAGGAGUGAAUUUUAAUUGUAGACGAUGAUUAGAUGAAAACUAACUUGUGUUUUCCAAUGUUAGUAACCAUCCCUGUAAAUCCUAACCAUUCUGUGCUAUCGUUGCUCACUUGGCUUUUAAACUCAUCCCCCAAAAAAGUAAUUUUAGAGUGUGGAAAAUAGUUGUGGAACUUUUAAUACUAAAAACUUUUAGCUUUUGCGUGUGUUGCAAAGAAUAAAUUUAGCGUUAAAUGAGGAUAAACAUCUGGUUUUGAAUAUUCAUAGAAAGUGCUGGUGAGGAUUUUAACGCAUAAAUUAUCGCAUAUACCAACUUGAUAAAAUUACAUUAACCAAAAGUGCUGCAAACUGUUGCUCAAAAUCAUGAUCCAACUUCAAGGAUCUGCUUAUUCUUAGCUUACAGUCAACAUUCUUUGCUGGUGUAGGUGAAAAAUGCUUAGUAAAGUGAGGUACACACAAGCAAUUGCAAUAAUUCCUUGGUAACCUUUUGAAGUACGCCUACUUUAAAUGUAUUUGACUACUGCAGCACUGACUUGUUUUGCUUGAGUUCAGCUUAGCCAUGUUGCCUGGUCGUCUAGUUACUGAAUCACAAUUUCAUUAUUUAUGCAAUUCAUAUAGACGUUAAACCAGUGUUUGUAUGCGAGAGAUUGGCUGAUGCCAGCUUGGUGUUAAUAUCCCCUUGUGGGAGUUUGCCAAGUUCCCUUGAUGGGAAGAUCAUGUAAACAAACGUGGAAUAAGCCCCAGGUCUCAGGGAGAAAUUCCUGCUAACAUAAUAUGGGAUGGUGUGGCUUGUGGGUCUUCCUGCGUAUUAUCAGCUUUAAUAGGAACCUUUAAGCAGGAAUUCUGCCUUCAGCAAUAUCAUGAUUGAUAUAACUAUGUAGCGGAAAGGCUACACAGUCGGAAUAUUAAGAAUCAUUGGAUAAUGAUAGCUGAUGGGCAAACCAACUCACUUGAGGUUUACUUGUGCAUCUUACCUUCUAGACUCAAUUUCAUAAAAAACGCAAGCAGCCAUUUUGUGCUUACGGAGCGUCCCUUAGUAGAAUUUCUAUUUCAUAAUGCUGUUUAGGUUUACCAUAAUCAGGGGUAAAUGCUGACUAACUCGCGGUAAGCACAUGAGUAAUUUAACAAUGCAAACCAAUGGUGAAUGUGCAUGUGUGCCUAGAUUUUGUCUGCUAACUUGAAAAUCUUGAUGAAGUAAGCUUAUGCUUAGCACAUUUUUCUUUUCUGCUACAGUAAGCUUACAAAAUUUGCUUAGCGGUAAACAGCAUUAUCUAAUUGGGCCCUGGACUAAAUUUCAUGGAGCUGCUUAACCCUGUGCCCAACAAUGUUCUGCUAAGCAGAAAUGAGCUGGCCCCUAGAUGGUAAAUGUGAAAUGGUACUUUGGCUUGUAACCUUAUUCUGGUAAGCAUGGUUUCACUGUGGUUCUGUACUUUUUCCGCUGAAGCAGCUCUUUUAUAGUUGGGCCUUUUAAUAUCGGUACUCGAUUUCAUACAACUCCGUACGGAAAACAUCAGUAAAUAACCCGACAUUCAGUAUAGGUCCAGUCACAUUCCAUUUAUACCAUGAACUUGGGUGGCGGUUCACACGUAGCGACUCAAAGUAAACUUUGCGUAAAUUCAUCUCUACUUGUCACUAUCUAUGGUUUCAAGCUCUAUCAACGCUCUUUAAAAACACAAGAUUUUAAAAUAUAUGUGUGAAACUUUUGUCAAGUUCUGCAUAUAUGACUUGAAUAUCUAUCAUUUCAUCUGAUUAUUUCAUUGCGUUUGUAUUGAGGGCUGUUUAAAAGAAAAGUUUUAUAUUUAUAUGACUUUGCAUCAAUCAUUGGCUUAAGUAAAUAUCACAUUUCAUUUGUUACCCUUUGCACUUUUCCCCCGUUCGAUAUUAUUUUUCCUUCUUCGUUUGACAGUCAACAUUUGCCAAACUAAUGCAGAAUGCAUAGAGUGAUAUUUUUGAGAUACAGUUUUUUUGAUAUUCUAGUGGUAGUGUUUUUUAAGUAAGGUUAGUGUAGCAGUCGGAACAGUACUAUUCAUGUGGUGUUACAUGUUAAUCAAUCUGGGUAGUGUACCAGUAGUGAAAUAGAGCAAACAUUUAGUGUAUUAACGUCCAUUUUACAACAUGAACUGAUAGAAAUGAUAUGUUCUGCACCAACUAGAGAAUCGGCCCAACUACAGUUGGAAAGGCCCAAAACUAUAGCUGGGAUCAUCCCAACUACUGUUUUGAUCAGCCCAAUUGUAGAUGGGGUAACCAAACUGUAGUUGGGGUUAGCCCAACUGUAGUUGGGAUCGGCCCAACUGUAGUUGGGGUUAGCCCAACUGUAGUUGGGGUUAGCCCAACUGUAGUUGGGAUAGGCCCAACUGUAGUUGGGGUUAGCCCAACUGCAGUUGGGGUUAGCCCAACUGUAGGUUGGGUUAGCCCAACUGUAGUUGGGUUAGCACAACUGUAGUUGGGGUUAGCCCAACUGUAGGUUGGGUUAGCCCAACUGUAGUUGGGUUAGCACAACUGUAGUUUGCGUUAGCCCAACUAUAGUUGGGCCGAUUCUAUAGUUGGUACAAAACAAUGCAUUCUCUAAUUACUUAGUGUCAACUACAACACCACAAACAGUUCAAGAAUCUUUAGUACAACAUACCUGUUAUAAAGUGCAUUACGCAAUGACCCCAACCAUUUCAAAGUGAUGCUGUAACUGUGAUAUACAUAGGUGGAUAUGCUCAAACUUAGUUUAUAUUUUACAGAAAAUAAUGAAGCUUUUCUGU
Molecule: messenger RNA, 9373 nt
Organism: Asterias rubens (European starfish)
Lineage: Eukaryota; Metazoa; Echinodermata; Asteroidea; Forcipulatida; Asteriidae
Product: serine/threonine-protein kinase MRCK alpha-like
Exons: 39
Coding region: 347-5494 (1715 amino acids)
Biological process (GO): peptidyl-threonine phosphorylation; actomyosin structure organization
Cellular component (GO): cytoplasm; cytoskeleton
Molecular function (GO): protein serine/threonine kinase activity; ATP binding
Source: RefSeq, a predicted model, not a curated record